Chlamydomonas reinhardtii is the source of this 7887-nucleotide messenger RNA. RefSeq lists its product as uncharacterized. The record is from RefSeq and is a predicted model, not a curated record. Gene Ontology annotation, cellular component: nucleus. Gene Ontology annotation, molecular function: single-stranded DNA binding; DNA endonuclease activity. The transcript has 17 exons. NCBI's taxonomy places the organism in Eukaryota, Viridiplantae, Chlorophyta, Chlorophyceae, Chlamydomonadales, Chlamydomonadaceae. Gene Ontology annotation, biological process: nucleotide-excision repair. Bases 146 to 7537 code for a protein of 2463 amino acids.
CACAGCUUCCGACCUGCAAAUUAGUUUAGCACAGGCCCCGGGCGAAAAGCGCCUGCGGGCCUGCACUGUGCUGCAACGCUGUCCCAUAGCUCGUAACAUUUUACAUACUCAUUACAUAUCAGGCACUUAGUGCAAGCGAGGAGCCAUGGGAGUAAAAGGCUUGUGGAAUCUGCUGGAGCCAGUGGGCCGACGCAUCAACAUUGAGGCGAUUGCCAACAAGCGUCUUGCUAUCGAUGCGUCCAUCUGGCUGUUUCAGUUUAUGAAGGCCAUGCGCGACGACAAGGGCGACAUGAUGCGCAACGCGCAUCUUCUGGGCUUCUUCCGCCGCAUCUGCAGGCUGCUAUUUCACCGUGUGCGACCCGUGUUCGUGUUCGACGGCGCCACCCCCGCGCUCAAGCGCCACACCAACAUCGCGCGCCGCCGCCGUCGCGAGGCGCAGCAGGGCGUGCUGCGCAAGACGGCGGAGAAGCUGCUCAUCGCGCAGAUGAAGAAGCAGGCCCUGCAAGCCGCCAAGGCGCAGCAGCAGGGCGCGCGUGGAGCCGGCGCUGGCGCUGCUGCUGCUGCCGGAGCGGGUGCUGCUGCCGGCGCGGGUGCUGCGGCUGGACCUGCUGUCGGCUCCGCGGCGCCAACGGAGUCCGCUUCAGGCGCUGCUGCCGGCGGGCGCGGCGGCAGGGGUACGGCAAGAGCACAGCCCCCCGUGCCGCCGCGGCCACCGACUGCGUCAUUGCAAGCCGCAAGCGCUGCGGGAGCGGGCCCCUCACGACCUGGGCCGGGGCCGUCUGGAUCCGGAGGAGCGGGUCCGUCUGGAUCUGGGGGAGCAGGUCCGUCUGGAUCCGGGGGAGCCGGUCCGUCUGGAUCCGGCUUCAGAGCGGGUCCCUCGGGAUCUGGAUCCGGAUCUCAGGCGCCUGCUGCCGCCGCCGAGGUGAUUGACGUGGAUGACGAGGGCGCCAUGCGGCGGCUGGCCACCGGCAAGAGGCCCAUGACGCGGGAGGAGGAGGCGGCGUGGCUGGCGCGCAAGGCGGCCCAGGAGAUGCCGCCUCCUCUGCCGCGGCCGCCGCGGGGCCCGGCAGCGGAGGCGCUGGCUGCGGCUGACGAGGCCCUGGCUCGCGAGCUGGACUUGCAGCUGAACAGCCGCACGGCAGCGGCAGCGGUACCAGCAGCGGGUGCUGCUGCUGCGGGGCCUUCUGGGGCUGGUGGGGCUGGGGCUGCUUCGGGGACUCGGGCGGUUGGCUCGGCCGCCGGUGCAGCAGGAGGAGCGGCAGGGGGAGCUGGAGGGGCAGCGGGAGCGGCGGGAAGAGGAGCCGCAGCAGGCGUGAGGCUGGCGGCCGGGCGAGCAGCAGGACGCCCUGCGGUGGCGGCGGCGGCUGGGGUGGCGGCGGCGGCCGCGGCCGUGGCGGGUACGGGCGCGUACGGCAGCGCGGAGGACUGGGAGGACGUGGCGGGCGGCGCGCUGGGAGAGGGCGGCGACGGCAUGUCUGAGGCGGAUGCGGCUGCCAUUGCGGCGGCACUGGCGGAGGACGAGCGCGCGGGGGAUGAUGAGAUGAAUGUGGAGGACAUCGACCCCACGGCCGCGAUGCGGUUCGACCCCUACUUCAACGCCUACGUGCUCGACGCGGACGCCUCCCGCCGCCCCACCGCCGCCGCCACCACCGCCGCCGCCACCUCCUCCAUCUUGGAAGCCCAGCGUCGGUCCGCCCGUCCCGACGGCGACGGUGAUGACGACCUUGGCGACGACGACGAGGAGGAUGAUGAUGAUGCGGAGCUGCUUGCCUCCAUGAUUGCCCUGCCAGAUGACCCCAGUGCCGUGGAUCCCGCGGUGCUGUCCACGCUGCCCACCUCGCUGCAGCUGGAGCUGCUGGACAAGAUGAGAGACGCGGCUGCGGCGGCCAACCGCGAGAAGUUCCAGGUGGCAGCGCGCGUGCGGCCCGAGUCGUUCUGCGAGGUGCAGAUGUCCACCUACCUCAAGGCCUCGGCGUUCCGGCAGCAGCUGGAGGCGUACAAGCAGAACCUGGGCGGAGCCGGAGGCAGCGGCGGCGCGAACGGCGACAACGUGCAGGUUCGGCGCAUCAUGGGCGAGGAGGGACGCGAGUACUUCUUGGCGCGCGACAACGAAGAGGACGGGGGAGCGGGUGCAGGCGGCCGCGGCCGCGGGAGCGGGAGUGGCAGUGGCGGUGCGCGGGGCCGCGGGCGCGGGCGCGGCGCCGGCGCCGGCGGCAAGCACGACCAGCUGGCAAUCGCGGCGGCGGCGCGUGCGGCGGCGCGCAACGUCGGCAUGCCGCCCACCCUGACCGCGUCCAUCCCUCUCGCCGCGUUUAAGGGCUUGGCGGCGGUCACCAACACCAAGCUCCCGCACGCGGCCUCCGCGCCGGCGGCGGUGGCGGCCGGCGGCCGGGGUGCCGGUGGUGCGGCAGGCGGCGCCGCCGGCGCUGGAAGGGCAGGAGCCACGGCUGGAGGCGGAGGUGGAGCCGGGGGCGGAGAAGGGGCGGGGGAGUUGCUGGCAGGCGCAGGGGUGGUGGCCAAGGGCGCGACGCUGGAGCUGCGUCUGUCAGACGGCGAGGGCGGCGGCAGUAGCGACAGCGCCAAAGGAAUGUUCGGCAGUAGCAGCAGCGGCAGCGACGCCGAGCGUGACGCUGGCGGCGCCGCCGGAGCCCGAGCGCCGUGGGGACUGGCCUCUUCCGUGUUGGCCGCAGACGGCCUGUCGAGCGGCGCAGGUGCUACGGUUACUGCUGCUACUGCCGCAGCCGCCGGUCCUCCUGCCAGCAGUGGUGCUACUGCCGCAGCGACUGCUUCUGCUACUGCCGCUACUGCCAGCUCGGCGCCGGCGGCGCUGCUCGACGACGUGGAGUGGGAGGACGUGGAUGUGGCCAAGGAGGCGGCGGCGCCGUCGGUGGCAGCUGCGGCCGUGGCUGGCACCGUGGCGCGGCCGCGCGACUGGCGCGAGCGCAUGCAGUCGCGUCAGAAGCUGUGGAGCAGCAGCCACGGCUUCCGUAUGGGCCGCAAGCUGGCGGACUGGGGCGCGGCGGCGGCGGCGGCGGGGCAGCAGCAGGGGUUGACCGCGCGGGGGCGCGGGCGGCGGAGAAAGCAGGCGCAGCAGCAGCGGAAAAGGAAGGAGGCGGCGGCAGGAGGGACGGGGUCGGGGUCAGGAGGCCGGCGGACGAGCAGCAGCGGCGCGGAGGGCGAGGGUGAGGGCGCGGAGGAGGAAGAGGACGGGGAGGAGCUCGAUGCUGAGGUGGUCGAGUUGGGGGACGAGGAGGAGGAGGACGAGGACGCUCUGUUGCAGGAGGCGAUUCGGCAGAGCCUGCUCGACAGCGCGCCUGCCGGCGGCGGCGGCGGCGGCGGCAGUGGUGGCGCCGCCACGCUGCCUGCUGGGGCCCAACCUCGGGCACAGGGUCAGCAGCCGCAUCUUCAGCAGCGUUCGCAGCCAUCGCAGCGGCAGCCAUCAAGUACGCAGGAGAAUGGCUCAGAGCAGGAGGAUGACGGCUUCGAAUGGGAGGACGUAAGUGAGGCCGUGCAGGUGGUGGAGCUGGGCACAAGCAAGCAAGCCGCUGUCACUGCCGGCAAGCGGCCGGCGGAAUCGACAGCUGCUACAGCUGCUACUGCCAGCGCUGCGACUGCCGCAACCGCGGCGAGGCAGUCGCCCGGCACGCAGAUCCCCACCCCUGCUACAGCCGCAGCCCUGGUUUCGCACACUGGCGCUGUGGGCGGUGGUGCUGCUGCUACUGCCGCCCUUCUUGCGCCACGCCGCGGCCCUUUGGCGCUGGCGCCGGCAGGCGCGGCUGCAGCGGUGGCGGACGCCCUCGGACGCCCUCGGACGUCAGCCACCCGCACUGCGCCAGCUGUCGGUGCAGCCGCCGCCGCCAUCCCCUCCGCUACCACUGCUACUGCCACGGCCACUACUACAGCCACUGCUACAGCCACUGUUACAGCCGCUGCUACAGCCGCCGUCGGCGACGGCGACGGCGACAGCGUCAGUGACGGCGACGUGAUCUGGGAGGCGGCGGAUGCUGACCUGGAUGCCCUGGAGGCCGCCAUGACAGCACCGCGACCCGCAGCUACUGCCAGUGCUACUGCUGCCACUGCCGCUACAGCUGCAGCCGCUGCUACAGCCAGAGUUGGUGCCGCUGCAAGUGCAACAGCCGCGGGCCGAACAUCAGCAGCUGCAGCGGCACCGGCAGCAGCACAGGCGGCAGCACAGGUGCCGGCGGGCCCAAGUCUUGCGGGUGACGAUGACGACUUCGAAUGGGAGGACGCGCCGGUCGUGUGGGAGGCAGCGGCGGCCGUGGGUGCUGUGCGUCUGGGCUCCCCAGCUCCGGCUGCGGCUGCUGCAGGUGGAGCUGGCGGUGGCAGUAGCAGGCUGGGACUGCUGGGCCUGUCGCGCCUGGGCGCCCAGGCCCACACCGCCGCCGCCGCCGCUGUGUCCGGCGCCGCCGCCGCGGGGGUUGCGUCUGGCGGCGGCGUCGGUGCGGGUGCGGCGCCUGCGAGCCCCGAGCCGAGGGUGAAGGCCAGCGUCGCCGCCAGCCGGGCGGAGCUGCUGGCCGCGAUGGCGGCCGCGCAGCGCCGUGCCGGCGGCGGCGGCGGCGGCAGUGGCGGUGGCGGUGGCAGUGGCAGUGGUGACGGCGGCGAUGGGGCGGAUGAUGUGGAUGAUGUGGACGAUGCUGUGGGCGCGGGCGUCAGUGCCGCGGCGGCGCGUAGCCUGAUUGCCGCGAUCAACAGCAGUAGCAAAGAGUUGCUGGACGCACCAGCAGGCGGCAGCGCUGGCGGCGUGGCAGCUUCCGGGUCAGUCCUGCUUGCGGCGCCCUCUCGGGCGGCACUGCAGGCUGGCAGCAGUGGCGUGCUGGGGCCGGCAGCAGCAGCAGCAGCAGCAGCAGCAGCAGCACCCGCACCCGUCGUAGUAAGCGCUGCCGCGCCGGUGGUGAACUCCCGACCAGAACUGGCACAGACCAACAGCGGCGCUGACAAGCAGCAAUUUGCGGCUUACGAGCUUGCUGACGAGGACGCCGAGGAUGAAAUGGACUUUGCUUUCGACUUUGUGGAGGAGCCCAUUGUGGACCAGCCGCCGGCGUCGCCGCCGCCCGCACAGCUGCAACGGGCGCCCCAGCUAACAGCGCAGUCGCCGGCCACACCGCCCGAGCUACACACAGCCCCAAGCGCUGCUGAUGCUGCUGCUACUGCUGCUGCCGCCACCUCUUCACCACCGUCCUCGCCGCAGCACCAACAGCAGCCGCAAGGCGCGGCUGCCUUUCCCACAGGUGUGCGGGCGUUGCCGCCACCGCCGCUGGCUGCGCCUCAGCAACCGACAGCUGCCGCGCAGCCCCAGCCGCGCCUCAACCCAAGCCUUCCAGCCAGCGCCGCCGUGACCGCCGCGACUGCCGUGACCGCCGCUGUUGCGCAUCCAGCAACCAAUGCCGCUACCGCCGCCGCCGCUGCCGCGGCCGCCGCGGCCGCCGCCGACGACGACCCGUCGCUUCUUGACGACGAGGACGCCGGUGAGCAGGCGGCGGCAGACGGCGGCGGCGGCAGCGUUGAUGGUUGGGAUGACGAGGACGCGGACUGGUUUGAUGAAGACAUAGAAUUCGUGCCGGAGCGCGACAAGCGCCCGCCGCCGUCGCCGCCGCCGCAACAGCGCCAGCUGCAGCAGCCGGCAGUAGCAGCAGCGGCUGUAGCAGGAGGAGGUGCGCCGGCAGUAGCAGCACCGCAGCCGCGACAGCAGCAGCACCAGCCGCAGCAGCAGCCCCUCAUGCGGUCCGCUGACCCGCUACAGCCGCUUGUAGACCGGCCGCCGGAGGCGCCGCAGGGCACGUUCUUCUUCACAUCGCCGCCCGUCGUUGCCACCGCGCCCGCUACUGCCGCUCCCGCGCCACCCCAGGCCGCUGCUGGCGGGGUGGCCGGUCGCCAGGGCGGCACGGGCGCGUACGGCUAUGAGUCGGAGGCGGAGGCAGCAGCGGCAGAGGCAGGAGCAGGAGCUGGAGGAGCAGCUGGAGUAGCAGGGGCGGGUCCGGACAUUGAUGAGCUGCUGGAGGCGGUGGAGGUGGAGGAGGCGCAGCUGCGGGGGGCGCAGGCCCGCGCCAGCCGCAACCUGGAGGCUCCCACCACGGAGAUGUACCAGGAGUGCCAGGAGCUGCUGCAGAUGUUCGGGCUGCCCUUCAUCGUGGCGCCCACAGAGGCUGAGGCUCAGUGUGCCUACCUGGAGCAGGCGGGGCUGGUGGACGGUGUGGUCACGGACGACAACGACGUCUUCCUGUUCGGCGGGCGGCACGUGUACAGGCACAUCUUCGAGAACAAGAAGUAUGUUGAGGAGUACAACAUGGCCGAUGUGGAGCGGGAGCUGGGCCUGGGCCGGGAGCGGCUGGUGGAGCUGGCGCUGCUGCUGGGGAGCGACUACACAGAGGGCUGUGCGGGCAUCGGCAUCGUGAACGCGCUGGAGGUGGUGCAGGCCUUCCCCGGCCGCGAGGGGCUGGCGCGCUUCCGCACCUGGGUGGAGGCGCCGGACGCGGGGCUGGUGGCGGCGGCGCGGCACCUGGCGGGCGAGGAGGCGGGAGACGGCGACCUGCUGCCUGACGACACGCCGGCGCAGCAGCGCUUCAAGCGGCAGCACCGCGGCGUGCGCAAGAACUGGCAGGUGCCCGCCAGCUUCCCCUCCGCCCCCGUGCUGGAGGCAUACCUGGCGCCCCGCCUGGACCCCAACAAGAACAAGUUCGGGUUCGGGCGCCCAGACCUGCAGCUGCUGCGGCAGUUCUGCAGCGACAAGUUCGGCUGGGGCGGUGACAAGGUCGACGAGCUGCUGCUGCCGGUGCUGCGUGAGUUCGACAACCGGCAGGCGCAGCUGCGUAUGGAGCAGUUCCUCAGCUUCAGCACAAGGUUCGCCAAGAUCAAGUCCAAGCGCCUGCAACACGCCGUGGCGGGAAUGACCGGCCACGCGCCGGCGGAGGAGCUGGUGCUGGGUGACGGGAUCAAAGUCACGCCCAAGAAACACAAGUCGGGCGCCGCGGCCGUGGCGGCCGCCGCAGCAGAGGUGGCGGCGGCGUCAGCCUCCCCCAACAGCGGUGCUAACGUAGGCAGCGGCCAGGGCACGCCGGCUGCGUCCCCGGGCGACACGGACCGGAGUGGUGGCCGCGGCCGCGGUCGAGGUCGAGGCCGGGGCGGUGGCGGCGGAGGGCGAGGGCGAGGCCGCGGUCGCGGUCGCAGGGGUGGCACCGCCGCCGCGAGUGGGGGCGGCACGCGGCGCCGCCGGCGCAGCAGCGGCGAUGCAGAGGAGGAGGACGGCGCAGAGGGGGAGGAUGCGGGUGGCGAUGGUGGCGGCGAGGCAGCAGGCGAGGAUACAGGUGCAGCUGCAGCCGCUGGGGGUGCUGCAUCCAGCCCCGGGCAGUCGCCUCCGACGCAGUCGGAGGCUGCGGGGCAAAAUGCCGCUGCAGCUGUUGCUGUGGGUAAACCUCCGCCGGCAAAGCGCCGGAGGACGGGCACCAAAGUUGCCAAGCAGGCAACCACGGCAGCGGCUGCAAGUGCGGCUGACGCAGCCGGAGGCGACAGGAAUGACUGAAGUGCGCAGGCGUGCGGGACGAGAAGGCGCUUUUCAAAGUGGAUAGUCCCGGGGAUGACGUGUGCGUCUUGCUGAUGCGUUCCAAGUUCCAAGUUCCAAAUUGGUGUUAUGGUGAGGACAACGAUGUGAGAGAGGUUGCGUAGUGGCGCCACUGGGUGCACUCAGAAGCGCAGCUGUGCUACCGGAACCGGCGAUCGGGCGACUGCGGGCGCGGGGGUUCCGACACUGGCGUGAUGGAAAGACUGUCGCUAGUCGAUUAGCUUGAGCAUAUUAUACCACUGUAUACUUACUUGCAUGUGACUGUUUGCGUCACCACGACAACGACGGGUGCCUUUUGCUUUUUGCUUUGC